AUGUCUACUACAACUGGUCAAUCAGCCUCAGUUGCGCGUCCCCCGCAAUUAUAUCAAGUUCCUCCUUCUGUCUCUUUUCCUUUUGCACAAUCACAAACUCUAAAACCUGCGCCUACUCAUCAAUCUAAUUCGACCAAAUCAUCUUCAAGGACCUUACAAAAUCGUAAAACUCCGGUUUUACUGGAAAUCACGCCGCCAAAUGCUGAACAUUCGGAACUAAUUUUCCCACUUCCAAGUGUUACUUCACCAACAACACCAACCAUUAACCAAUCAAGUGGUAAAAGCAUCAGCUCAACAAAUACGCCUCGGCGUUCAAAUUUCUCUUUAUCAGCUCAUAGAGAAUUCAUUGAGCGUAAAUCGCUUUCGGAAAUAACCUUUUUCACGGCGGCGCAAUAUAAGAUAUUGAAGGAUCUAUGCUCGGACAAACCGAUUCCGUUGGAAGACCGAGAAAGUUGGGAAUCCAUUAUAGCAUCACAAAAAUUACCGUGUACGAAUUCUGGUCAGGAUGCGUAUGAUGUUGAAAUGGUGACAGUUAGCUUGGCAAUAGAGUUCGCAACUAAUAAUACAAAAACCGACAAUUUUAAUACCUUAUUGCUAUAUGCAUUAAGUAAAAUGCGUCAAGUAUUGGAUCUAAAUAAUAUUGA
Messenger RNA from Ambispora leptoticha, 644 nucleotides. The record is from the annotation of a GenBank genome assembly. Lineage: Eukaryota; Fungi; Glomeromycota; Glomeromycetes; Archaeosporales; Ambisporaceae.